AUGUUUAGCCGCCCAGUCGCAAUCACUAUUCUAAUAUUAAACUUUGGCAAGCUCAUCUGCAUACUAUCAGUGUGGGGUUUGCUUCGAGACAAACUACUGGUUACCUUAGGUAAUGCCAUAUCAUCUUUCAUACGCUCUCCCGACGAUACCACCCGUGGAUACUGCGAGCCUGGUGGAUGUGGUCUCUCACGUAAGAACUUUUUCGGGUUAAGACGAGAUUCAGCCCUAACAAACCCAAAACAGAUACGGCAGUAUCCUUGGACUAGCUAUCGGUCCGGCAUUCAAUCAAGGGCAUCCCAUGACGCAGUUGGCCCUGCCAUUACAGCCAACUUAUCACAGCUUACCAUUACCGUUCUCGCCUUUACUACCAUUAAUCUAAUCACCCGAAUGCGGCUCGCUGCUGAAUGGAGCGAGUACGCCUUCCACCGUAAAGGCCUUCGCGUCUCCGACCCGAGAUUACACACCCAAGAACGCGGCACAUUCCUCUUUCAGCUACCGUGGCGCUUUGCGGUGCCAUUACAGGGCUCAUUUGGGCUUAUGCACAUGCUGGCGUCACAGACCUUGUUUCCCGUAUUUAUUGAGCCUUCAAACGACUUUGGGGAUCCAAUCCCACAUCCACCGUUGUCCAUAUGCGCGCUAAACCCGAUCGCAAUGAUGACUACAUUCGUAGUUGGCGUGUGCAUCAGUGUGGCGACGCUUGCGCUAUCAAUGAAAAGAUUGAAGCCGGGUAUGCCGCUGGUUGGGAGUUGCAGCGCCGCAAUUUUAGCUGCGUGCCAUCCUCCAAAAUCAUCGGAUGGUAACUUCGACGAGACGAAGCCCUUACAAUGGGGCGCCAUACCGCAGGGGCUUCUGGAAAAUGAGGAGGAAGGAUCGCGUAUUGGACACUGUUGCUUUACCAAUGGUCCCGUAGAGAUGCCGGUACCAGGCGAACGAUAUGCAUAG
Molecule: messenger RNA, 942 nt
Organism: Aplosporella prunicola CBS 121167
Lineage: Eukaryota; Fungi; Ascomycota; Dothideomycetes; Botryosphaeriales; Aplosporellaceae
Exons: 3
Coding region: 1-942 (313 amino acids)
Source: RefSeq, a predicted model, not a curated record